This is a messenger RNA of Cuscuta europaea, 1481 nucleotides long. NCBI's taxonomy places the organism in Eukaryota, Viridiplantae, Streptophyta, Magnoliopsida, Solanales, Convolvulaceae. The record is from the annotation of a GenBank genome assembly.
AAAAAAGGUUAAGAGACUCAAAGGUUAACUAAAGAAUAGAGAUGUCCUCGAACGAGCCUGGAGUGGAAAACAAUCCACUGCCCGCCUGCCCCUUCCAUUCUCAUUACUGUUUCAAUGGCGUCUUCUGAAGCUUACCCCAAACAACCCUCUGACGAAAUCCGAACUGAUGUUCUCUCUGCCGCUAGAUUGUCUUGCUACAAGGCGCGCGACACAUUCUAUUCAUGCCUGGGGAAAGAAUCUGGCAAGAAAGCUACUGAACUCGCGACUGUAGGCCUGCUGUACCCAGCGGAGUGCAAGAAAUCCAGAGAAGAAUUUGUGAAUCAGUGCCGACCAAGUUGGGUGAAACACUUUGAUAGGCAGUAUUGUGCUAAGAAGAGGGUUCAAAGGCUUUUGGAUGAUGAUGAUGAGUCAAGGAGAGGCCCUUUGUUACUCCCACAGCCCUAUACAUUCAAGCCCCCUUCUUCAAGCUAAUAUCAAUAGUAUGGAUUUGUGUUAUCCUGAAAUAGUUUUUUUUUUUAAUUUUUGAAUAGGACCAUAAUAAUUAUGUACAUCACAUCUUCAAUUAGAUUUCACUUGUUACUGCUUCAUUGCAAUUAUCAUAAUUCUAUUUCUAUUCAGAAUGCCCUACUUUUUUUUUGUACAAGAGCAUUUAGUUUUUGUUUGUCUAUAGAGUAGUUCUUUCUUUAUCAGUUUACCUGUUGUUUGUAACUGUCCAAAGGUAGCAUCAUUGGCUUCGGUGAACUAUUCACAGGGAUUUAGACUUAAGGUAAAAGGAAAUGAAUGUUGAUUGGUGAGCUGUUCUUGCUAUGAGCAGCUAUAACGAUCAAGUAAGAUCAAGGGAAUGCAGGUGCCUAGAUUGCUGGGGGCAAAUGUUAAUGUGGAAAUCUACUGCUUUUGGCAUUCGUGGAUAGUUGAAGUUAAGUGUCUCUGCUAUAGGUUAAAUAUAUCCUACUGAAGAAUAAAAGUAGAUGUAAUUUUGAAGGCCACUUGGGCUUGACUGUGAAAACUCUUCUCGAGAUGCAACAUUUAUGCUGUUUACACUUUCCACAAAGAUUAAUUCAUUCUGUUCCAUUUGGAGGUGAAUUGAGGACACCUUUUUCAUAUGCCAUUUCUGAUUAUACACAUUUUCAAUUCCUUUUUGUAUUGUUUUUUCAUUUUUGUGAAGUAUUCUUUUCCAUUUCCUUUGCGGUCUUGUAGUACAUCUUUUCUUCUUUCUUUUCAAGUAACUGGUGCUAUUAUGCACAAACUCUUUGCCAGUACAACAGUUUCAAGAGUUGGUUCUUGAAUUAUCAUGACUAUUGUUGGUUUAAAUACUUUGCCUUGUAUGAUGUGAACCCGGUAAUAUUGCUAAAUGAUUCAACUUAGAGCAUUGUGUUUCUAUCUAGUUAAACUCGUUGCUGUAACCUUAGCAGUUGUGUUUAAUCAAUUACAUGAGUGCCUUUUCCCAUAUACUGUAUGUAAAGAAUCGCAAUAUACGAAGG